CCUCUUCCCAAAGACCAAACCCAGCACACGUCAAAGCAAACAACACCAGAAAAUCUCCAGGCAAAUCAGGUCGUAGUAUAUUCCCCCAAACCAAAACCCCACACCGCUCUGCUCUUGCGUUCUCCUCCCACUCCACUAGUGGACUCCUCUCGGAUCGUGAUGGACACCCGCAUCGGGUCCGUGGACGGGCCGUCGCCGGCGGCGGUGAACGGCGCGGUGGGCUGCCCGGCGUCGGCGCCGGGUUGCCCGAUCAUGUCCUCCCAGCCCGCGCCGGCGGCGGGGUCCGCCAAGGAUGCGUCGCUGGGGCGGCACCUGGCGCGGCGGCUGGUGCAGGUCGGCGUCAGCGACGUCUUCGCCGUCCCCGGGGACUUCAACCUGACGCUGCUCGACGACCUGGUGGCCGAGCCCGGGCUGAACCUCGUCGGCUGCUGCAACGAGCUCAACGCGGGGUACGCGGCCGACGGGUACGCGCGGGCGCGCGGCGUCGGCGCCUGCGCCGUCACCUUCACCGUCGGCGGCCUCAGCGUGCUCAACGCCAUCGCCGGCGCCUACAGCGAGAACCUGCCCGUCAUCUGCAUCGCCGGCGGGCCCAACUCCAACGACUACGGCACCAACCGCAUCCUCCACCACACCAUCGGCAUCCCGGACUUCUCCCAGGAGCUCCGCUGCUUCCAGACCGUCACAUGCCACCAGGCGGUGGUGAACAAUCUGGAUGACGCGCACGAGCAGAUCGACACGGCGAUCGCGACGGCGCUGAGGGAGAGCAAGCCGGUAUACCUCAGCAUCAGCUGCAACCUUCCCGGCAUACCUCACCCCACCUUUAGCCGUGACCCUGUCCCCUUCUUCCUUGCGCCCAGGAUGAGCAACAAGAUGGGACUCGAGGCUGCAGUGGAGGCAACCGUAGCGUUCCUGAACAAGGCGGUGAAGCCGGUGCUUGUCGGCGGCCCUAAAUUGCGCGUGGCCAAGGCCGCGAAGGCCUUUGUGGACCUUGCAGAUGCCAGCGGCUAUGCCUAUGCGAUAAUGCCAUCGGCCAAGGGCCUUGUGCCAGAGACGCACCCCCACUUCAUUGGCACCUACUGGGGCGCCGUCAGCACGGCCUUCUGUGCUGAGAUCGUCGAAUCGGCUGACGCCUACCUCUUCGCUGGCCCCAUCUUCAAUGACUACAGCUCUGUUGGCUACUCUUUCCUCCUCAAGAAGGACAAGGCUAUCAUCGUGCAGCCUGAGCGUGUCAUUGUUGGGAACGGCCCGGCAUUUGGCUGCGUCAUGAUGAAAGAGUACCUGUCUGAAUUGGCUAAGCGGGUUAAGAAGAACACAACUGCCUAUGAGAACUACAAGAGGAUCUUUGUGCCUGAGGGUCAGCCACUGCAAGGCGAGGCGAAUGAGGCGCUGCGUGUCAAUGUGCUCUUCAAGCACAUCCAGAAGAUGCUUACGGGUGACAGUGCAGUGAUCGCUGAGACUGGAGACUCCUGGUUCAACUGCCAGAAGCUGAAGCUGCCCGAGGGCUGCGGGUAUGAAUUCCAAAUGCAGUAUGGUUCAAUUGGAUGGUCAGUGGGUGCAUUGCUCGGAUACGCACAAGGGGCGAACGACAAACGUGUGAUUGCCUGCAUUGGCGAUGGGAGCUUCCAGGUGACUGCGCAGGACAUUUCCACAAUGCUGAGGUGUGCACAGAACAGCAUAAUCUUCCUGAUCAACAAUGGCGGGUACACCAUCGAGGUGGAGAUCCACGAUGGACCUUACAACGUCAUCAAGAACUGGAACUACACCGGCCUUGUGGACGCCAUCCACAACGGGGAGGGCAAAUGCUGGACCGCGAAAGUGAAGUGCGAGGAGGAGCUGACGGCAGCAAUAGCGACAGCGCUGGGCGAGAAGAAGGACUCCCUGUGCUUCAUUGAGGUGAUCGCGCACAAGGAUGACACGAGCAAAGAGCUUCUGGAAUGGGGCUCCAGGGUCUCUGCGGCCAACUCCAGGCCACCGAAUCCUCAGUAGACCCAUCUUUCCUGCUUCAGUAGUAGUAGCACGUUGGGCGUCAUCAAAUAAUGUGAACAAUUUGCCUUUGCCCUUCUGUUAUGUUCUUCCUCUGUUCUGUAGUUUUGUAUCUAGUUGUGACCAUCCCCUGUUUCGUUCGUGCGACUGCUAUGAAGAUUAUGAGAAAAUUUCAGCCUGCUUUCCUUA
This is a messenger RNA of Brachypodium distachyon (stiff brome), 2172 nucleotides long. Its product is annotated as pyruvate decarboxylase 2. Gene Ontology annotation, molecular function: carboxy-lyase activity; thiamine pyrophosphate binding; magnesium ion binding. Lineage: Eukaryota; Viridiplantae; Streptophyta; Magnoliopsida; Poales; Poaceae. The record is from RefSeq and is a predicted model, not a curated record. The coding region runs from base 160 to 1986 and encodes 608 amino acids. The transcript is spliced from 6 exons.